AUGAACACUAAAAUUAGCAUUUCUCCCAUUCCGGGAAAGCCCCUUGGCGCAACAGUGAAAAUGCCAUCUUACACUACGGAUCCGUCAAAGUUGAACGAGGAAGAUUUCCAGUUGUUGAAAAAUGCACUAUUCAGGUAUUCAGUUUUGGUAGUGCCAAACGAGGCAGAUCUUUCACCAGAAUCCCAAUAUGCACUUACAAUCAGAUUCGAUCCUUCAACAUCAAACCACUAUGGUCACGAUGAGAAGCUAUUCCAUUCACCGGAGUCCGUUCUUGCAAAAGACGGAAAGUGUGUCCCUAGAAGGCCUGAAGUCAUGAUGGUUGGAAAUGGAACUUUUCCAGCUGGUCAUGAAGGAAUGCGUGAAUUUACUUUGGAGCACCCAUCACAGAGAACCUUCCACAAAAGGACACUCACGCCAAAAGAAAUCACCAAUCAUCACACCAGAUUCUAUAGGUGGCAUAUUGAUGCCGCCUUGUACGAGUAUUCACCACCUGUGGUGACUACUCUUCUUGGAGUGGUUGUUCCUCCUAAAACUGAAAGGCAGACGAUUUAUUACGAUGACGCCGGAGAAAAGCUUGAAGUGUCAACUGGUGCCACAGCCUUCAUCUCCGGAAAAACAGCCUUCGAUCUCCUAUCGCAAAAAGAUAAGGAGUUUGCCUUAAACACAACCGUUGUCUACGCCCCACAUCCGUACAUAUACAUCCACAAGUGCAAAGCAACAUCUGACGGUCUCACUAUGGUCUCAGAAGGCAAGGAAGUGCCUUUAGAUGAGCUUCCACAUUGGGAAGAGGCCAAAUUGAAGAAACUGCCAAUGGUUUGGACCAAUCCUGUGACUGGAAACCAGCAUUUGCAGAUACAUUCUUGUUGUGUGUACAACUUGGUUGACAAAAAGACGGGAAAGGUGGUUGCAAAGCUGGAGAAAGCAAGAGAAAUCUGCCAUAAGCUGGUCAGACCUGCAAUUUCCCCAAGUCACGUUUAUGCACAUGCCUGGAAUAAGGGUGAUCUCUGUAUUUUCCAUAACAGAGGAGUGAUCCACUCUGUGACGGGUGAAAUGCCAAGCAACGAGAAAAGAUUGAUGCAUCAAUGUAAUGUUGCAAGUGGCUCGGAUCCCGUGUGUAAUGUGUAA
Molecule: messenger RNA, 1125 nt
Organism: Brettanomyces bruxellensis
Lineage: Eukaryota; Fungi; Ascomycota; Pichiomycetes; Pichiales; Pichiaceae
Exons: 1
Coding region: 1-1125 (374 amino acids)
Molecular function (GO): oxidoreductase activity
Source: RefSeq, a predicted model, not a curated record